Sorex fumeus (smoky shrew) is the source of this 1227-nucleotide messenger RNA. Its product is annotated as interferon-induced, double-stranded RNA-activated protein kinase-like. Gene Ontology annotation, biological process: protein phosphorylation. Lineage: Eukaryota; Metazoa; Chordata; Mammalia; Eulipotyphla; Soricidae. The transcript has 12 exons. The record is from RefSeq and is a predicted model, not a curated record. Bases 1 to 1227 code for a protein of 408 amino acids. Gene Ontology annotation, molecular function: protein kinase activity; ATP binding.
AUGCUAGGGAACACCACUGACUGUGAAGGGAAGUCGCAGUUUCAGUUCACGUGCAGAAUCAACGGGAAAGUCUACGGCAGGGAGUUUGCUGGCUCCAAGCAGAAGGCCAAGCAGCUGGCCGCCCAGAGGGCCCUUGAGAAGUUCCACUCGGAGGACGCGGCCGCGAGACCCGAAGUGCCCCCGGAGGCGUCCAUCGCGUCCAUCAGUGAGAGCAGUUCCUUGCUCAGAUCCCGCAGGCUCAGAUUCUCCUUCCCUCUGAUUUUGCUCUUGAACUUCAGGGCACCUCCAGAAGCAGCAGCAGCAGCAGACAGCUGCCCGAACACCAUGGAGAGGAGCCCUGUUGAGGACUUCACAGACAUCGAACUAAUUGGCUUUGGAGCAUAUGGGCAAGUUUUCAAAGCUCGUCACAAGAUUGAUGGCAAGACUUAUGUUAUUAAGCGCGUUAAAUACGACAACGAGAAAGUGAUGCGUGAAGUCAAGGCUCUGGAGGAGCUCAGGCACCCGAACAUCGUUCUCUACCACGGCUGCUGGAAGGGCCCCGACGACUGCUUCAUGGACUAUGACCCUGAGCACAGAGCCGACAGUCAGCCGGAGACUGAAUGCCUUUUCAUCCAAAUGGAAUUCUGUGGUCAGGGGACCCUGGAAGAGUGGAUCGACAGGAUGAGGCAUCAGAAGCCCGACACGGCCCUGGCAUUACAGUUUUUUGAACAAAUAGUUGAAGGAGUGAAUUACAUACACGAAAAAGGAUAUAUUCAUAGAGACCUCAAGCCGUCGAACAUAUUUCUCGUGGAUGAAAAGCAAAUAAAGAUCGGAGACUUUGGGUUUGUCACCUCCCUGGAAAACGACAGCCAACGGACCACGGACACAGGGACCGAUUGGUACAGGAGCCCGGAACAGAAUUCCUCAACCAAUUAUGGAAGCGAAGUGGACAUCUAUGCCUUGGGGAUCAUUUUCCUGGAACUUACUCACAUCUGUAAAACUUCUAUGGAAAUAGAAAAGAUCUUUUCACAGCUAAAGGAAGGAGAAAUCCCCAGAGGAUUCUGCAGCAGAGAAAAAGCUCUCCUGGAGCAAUUACUCGCAGAGGACCCCUCGAAGCGACCCAGUGCUCAGGAACUGCUGUAUACCUUGAGGAGCUGGAAGGACGGGGCUGGGUCCAUCGAGCACAGGACGUGCUGCAGCCUUUCUGACAAGGCCACUACCAACAUUCCCUGGUCUAGGAACUGUUAA